Molecule: messenger RNA, 699 nt
Organism: Clonostachys byssicola
Lineage: Eukaryota; Fungi; Ascomycota; Sordariomycetes; Hypocreales; Bionectriaceae
Source: the annotation of a GenBank genome assembly
AUGGUCAAAGUUCUUCUCACCGGCGCCACAGGCACCAUCGGCGGUGCUGUGCUAGAACAAUGUCUCGCCCAUCCUGAUAUCAGCACUGUAGUUGCAUUUACGAGACGAGAGCUGCCCGAUACAGUCACUUCAGAUCCAAAGCUACAUGUUGAAAUAAUGAAGGAUUUCUCAGUUUGGCCUGAAGAGCUCCUUAAUGCUCAUGGAGAUGCUGCGGCGAUGAUCUGGGCCAUGGGGGAUUAUCUAGGAAGCGAAGAUGUCACUCUCCAGUAUCCCCUUGCCUUUCAGAAUGCGUUUAUUAAGAUUCGCACUCAAUCCUCGCCCGGAGAGAAUCUCCCGUUCAUUUAUGUUCAUCUCAGCGGGAAGUUGUCGGUUCAGGACCAGUCUCAAAGCCUAUACUUUAUGCAAAACCCAAGAAAACUAAAGGGGCUCCAUGAGACACGCGCAAUAGAGCUUGCAGAGAGACACAAGCCUUGGUUCCAUUUGUAUAUUGUGCGGCCGGGUGGGGUGCUUCGCGACAACGGAUGGACUGCAAGCCUACAGGAGCUCGCCAUGGGAAAAUCAUGGAGUGUGCGGGCUAGGGAACUCAGUGCAUACAUGGUUUAUCUUGCACUUGAAGGGGAGGAGCCGGACACUGUGAUCAUGAACGAACGGAUCGUCGAGAAGGGUAGAGAGCUGGUGGGACUCCACGCUUCAGCGUAG